AUGGCAAGUCGGCAAUCUAUGCUGCCGGAGAUAUGCUGGAAUCUCUUAUGGUUCUUCGGCGUAGCAGCGUGCGUGAAGCUCCUUCUGAUCCCUUCCUACCACAGCACUGACUUCGAAGUCCACCGUCACUGGUUGGCUUUGACCCGCUCCCUUCCUCUUUCCCAAUGGUACUCCAACGAAACCAGCCCCUGGACGCUCGAUUACCCGCCUUUCUUCGCCUAUUUUGAGUACUUCCUCUCCUUCUUCGCUAGCCUCGUCGACCCUCAGAUCGUGGACAUUCAUGAGGGCCUCAACUACAAGGCAGACACCGUCGUCUAUUUCCAGAGGAUUUCUGUAAUCGUGUCGGAUUUGUGCCUUGUAUAUGGGAUUUAUCGAUUGACUAGGAAAUUGGAGACGCAAAAGAGAGUGGUGAUGUGGAUAUUGGUGAUUUGGUCCCCGGCGCUUGUGAUUGUCGACCAUAUGCAUUUUCAGUACAACGGGUUUUUGCUCGGUAUGUUGAUGCUGUCCAUUUCUUGCUUGCAAGAUGGGAGGGAUUUGAUGGGUGGCUUUCUGUUCGCGGUGUUGCUGUGUUUUAAGCACCUGUUUGCUGUGGCUGGACCUGUUUAUUUUGUUUACUUGUUGAGGCAUUAUUGCCGAGGUGGAUUGUUUAAGGGUCUUGGGCGGCUUGCUACCAUGGGGGCUGUUGUGGUGGCUGUUUUUGCAGCUGCAUUUGGUCCAUUCUUCUACCAUGGCCAAAUCCAACAAGUUAUCAGCAGAAUGUUUCCUUUCGGUAGGGGACUUUGUCACGCAUACUGGGCUCCCAAUUUCUGGGUUUUCUAUAUCAUUUUAGAUAAAGGCCUUGCUUUUCUGCUAAAGAAAUUUGGGAUUGACAUUCCAACACCAGCUGCUUCAUUCACAGGCGGGUUAGUUGGUGAUUCAUCUCCUUUUGCAGUACUACCACAGGUAACUCCCCUGUCAACGUUCAUCAUGGUGCUGCUAGCUCUAUCUCCUUGUCUUGUUAAGAUCUGGAAGAACCCACAUCCAGGGUCGGUUGCCAGAUGGAUUUCUUAUGCCUAUACUUGUGGGUUUCUAUUCGGAUGGCAUGUCCACGAGAAGGCAUCCCUCCAUUUUGUCAUCCCCCUUGCUAUUGUUGCAGUCCAGAGCCUGGAGGAUGCACAGCAUUACUUCUUGCUAUCAAUAGCAACGUGUUACUCGUUGUUUCCGCUUCUAUAUGAAGCCCAGGAGUACCCGAUCAAAGUGGUCUUGCUGCUGCUGCACUCAAUGCUGAUGUGGUUUGGAUUCAGUGCCAAAUAUAGCAAGGUCAAGCCACCGACCAUUUCUGAUAACAAAAAAACUCGGAAGAAGGGAAGCAGCAGCAGCAGUAGGUCAGGGGAAGAGGGAGAGUUCAUGAUUGGAUGGGGAGGGAAGUGUUACAUUAUAGGUAUUGUGAUGGUGGAGACAUGGGGGCAGCUGUUGCAUCCUUACUUUCUUGGUGACAAGCUUCCAUUUGCGCCGCUCUUGUUGAUCUCCAUUUACUGUGGGGUAGAGGUAGUUUACUCCUGGGUGUGGCAGCUAAAGCGGAUAAUGGCUGACUGA
Molecule: messenger RNA, 1575 nt
Organism: Linum trigynum
Lineage: Eukaryota; Viridiplantae; Streptophyta; Magnoliopsida; Malpighiales; Linaceae
Source: the annotation of a GenBank genome assembly